Molecule: messenger RNA, 600 nt
Organism: Dioscorea cayenensis subsp. rotundata (Guinea yam)
Lineage: Eukaryota; Viridiplantae; Streptophyta; Magnoliopsida; Dioscoreales; Dioscoreaceae
Product: senescence-specific cysteine protease SAG12-like
Exons: 6
Coding region: 1-600 (199 amino acids)
Cellular component (GO): lysosome
Molecular function (GO): cysteine-type endopeptidase activity
Source: RefSeq, a predicted model, not a curated record
AUGUUCAAGUAUCAGAAUGUGAAUGUCACUGAUUUACCUGAGUCCGUGGAUUGGAGGGACAAAGGAGCGGUCACUCCUAUAAAGAGACAAGGCAGAUUCAUGUUGGGCUUUGCUGCGUUAGCUGCUGUGGAGGGAGCCUUUAAGAUCAACACAAGCCGCUUGGUUUCUCUGAAUGGUGGUGUGACAUUAGAAGAUAACUAUCCCUACACAGAAACUCAGGGUUGCUGCCAGGAACGGAAAGCAAGAACACCUGUAGCAUAUAUAACUGAUUAUCAGCAUGUGCCUGCAAAUAAGGAGGCUUUGCUUAAACAUGUAGCCCACCAAACAGUUUCAGCUGCUGUCUUUUCUGAAAAAGUAAAUUUUAAGCAGUAUAGAGGUGGUUUAUUCUUUGAGCAUCAUGAAGAUUAUCCUAAUCAUACUGUUACUAUAGUUCGGUACGGGAAAUAUCGGAACUUUUUGAGGGAUAAGGGUUACAUGAAGGUGGCAAGGGAUAUUGGAUUGCGUUACGGUGUUUGCGGUAUUGCGAGAGCUAUCAACUUCAAGGAGGAAUUCAGUCCAAUGUUUCUUGAAGAAGAGCAAAGACAGGAAAUAGUUAAUUAG